Caenorhabditis remanei is the source of this 549-nucleotide messenger RNA. RefSeq lists its product as uncharacterized. Lineage: Eukaryota; Metazoa; Nematoda; Chromadorea; Rhabditida; Rhabditidae. The coding region runs from base 1 to 549 and encodes 182 amino acids. The record is from RefSeq and is a predicted model, not a curated record. The transcript is spliced from 3 exons.
AUGAAUUGGACUCCACUCGGUCUCCUUCUGCUUCUCUGCGUCCAAAAUGCGAUUCUUGUCCAAUCCGGACGUGUCGCGAGAUACGCCGCCUCCCAAGAACUUCUGGAUUUGAUAAAUUUCCAAAGAAAACAACUGGCAGAAGUUGGACAGAUCGCUGAUAUGUAUGAAAUGAUUUGGAGUGAUGACUUUGAGAAAAAGGCGAGCCAAUUAUCCUGUGAGAGCAUUCGAAAACCUGGAGCCAACUACAUGACAGCAGUUUUAUACGACAAAUUGACUCAAUCACGUAUCAAUUCUGGCACCCAAAAAGAGCAAGAACAAGCGUCUGUUGAGUCUGGAACUAUCGCUUUCGGCUUCCCACCACAAUUCAAAAUCGGAUGCACUGAUCUUGAAACUCCUUGUCCAAUUGUGGGAACUGCGUCGAGCAUUGUCAGUGUCUGUUUGAUAGGACCAUCAUCAAAUUGGUCGCUCGAUAAAGUCAACCAUGGUGCACCUGGAUCUCAGUGCUCAUAUGGGAAAACGGAUAAUGGGUUGUGUCGAGCGCCGAUGUAG